Messenger RNA from Penicillium pulvis, 1014 nucleotides. RefSeq lists its product as uncharacterized. The record is from RefSeq and is a predicted model, not a curated record. The transcript has a single exon. Bases 1 to 1014 code for a protein of 337 amino acids. NCBI's taxonomy places the organism in Eukaryota, Fungi, Ascomycota, Eurotiomycetes, Eurotiales, Aspergillaceae.
AUGGCGCGUCAGUGUCCCUACUGCGGUAUGGCCUACAAGAAUGGGCAUGGACUUUACAUCCAUCUCACCAAUCACGCCUAUUUUGAGAAUAAUUGGCGACGCCCACUCGAUGGAAUCCAUGAUGCCAGGGAAAUAACAAGCAUUGUCAACCGUGAUGUCUGGGAGGCUGAAAGACACCAGAAACCCUCCAGCUCUGGUUGGAGACGGUACCUCGUCGGUCUGGACCGUCCAGGCAAAGGAUCUGAUAAGCCCGUCUUCAGAUUCACAAAUCUACCGUUCGGUAAGUUGCACUUCUCAUCACUUUGCCGGAAGCUCGCGUGGCUUACAAACCCAUCAGAAAUUCGGCUCAUGAUCUACGAAUAUCUUUUUGGCUACGAAAAAAUCACAUUUGAAGGUUCGGAUGUGGAACGGGUCCCAAAACGCCGCGGUAUACCAUUAGAAUUUGACUCCGUCAGCUGCUCCCAAACCUUUCGAGAGGAGAUAACAUUCACUUCACGGGUCCACAACCCUUUGGCGAUUAUGAGCACAAGCUCACAAAUCUACGCUGAAGCGCGAAAGGUAUUCUACAGCCAGAACAAGUUCUACUUCCCCGACUUGCGAACUCUGCAUGUCUUCCUGCUUGGAAUCGGUGAUCAGAACGUCCAAUUUCUUCGCACGUUAGAAUGCAAGGCCAGCACACCAGGCCCUGGUACCAUACGUGGUCAAAUCCGCAAGUGCCUGCCUUGGAUCAGGAUGGCCGGUGAGAAUCCACGUCCCUCAAUUUGGUAUAGUGAGAUUUUAGACCAAAUUCUUACCCGUUGCCGUUCCGAUGUCUUUCUUGAACGCAUGUUUGGUCCGAGGAUGCACCGUGCACUCAUGAGGGUGGGGUCUCAUAAACCAAGGAAAGAGAAGGAUAUCAUUCAUCAUCUUUUCCGAAUGCAGGUUUCCUUUUACCGUCAUAACGAACAGGGUCAAGAAGUUGAGACAAAUGGCAAGGUAUCUUUUAAACUCUGUGCGUUUCGGGCUGGGCGAUAA